AAAACGGACAAAUUCGAUUCUAUUUUGCUAAUGCACAAAAGACCCAAAUCAAUUUAAUGCAGAAAGCUUGCAGCAGCUGUGCAAAAUGAGCCAAUUCUCGAUACUUCGACUACUGCUGUUGUUUCUGUCAUGCCUCACCAUUCAGUUAACAUGGGCCAUUGUCUGCUAUCAUUGCGACUCCAUCGCGCUGCCCGAAUGCGCCCAAACCCUCGGUGAAGUGGGCCAACUGCCCUUCAAAGAGUGCCCCACCGAACUGACGUGCACCAUGUCAAUUGUGGACUCGAUAACAUAUCGUGGUUGUGGCGUCGAAACGCCAACCAUCGGGGCGACCUACUCCAAGCGCUGCUCCACCAAUCUGUGCAAUUCGGGCGUUUAUCCGCCCGGUCGACUCAAGUGUCAUCAUUGUGCCGGCGAGGAUUGUGUGGCUGCGCCGGCUGGCAGACCGUUGCCAUGUCGCCAGCACCAGGAGGAGGAUCACUGCUACACGGAGGUGAGCAAUGCAACUUGGGCAUAUCGUGGCUGCAGCUCCGAUAGCAACCAUACGGCAGCCGCCACAGCGCAACUCUGCGAGAUUAAUGGCUGUAAUGGGGCACAAGGGGCAUGGACUUUGAGCUGUGUGCGCUGUGAUUCUCAGCGUGGACGUGGCUGCAAGCGAGAUCUCUUCCAGCUGGGCAGCAACGAAUGCAGGAUUAGCCAAUACGAGCAGUGCCAACAGCAGAUGCUGCUUGGCCAGGAGCAAGAGCAAUAUUGCUACAUCUACAGCCAGCUAAAUCGUGUAGUGCGUGGCUGCUCCGCAGAGUUGGAGCCGCAGGUGGAGGAGGAGCUGUCUGGAACUGUGGUCAAGUGCUCGUCGGCGGAUAAUUGCAAUGCGGUCUGUUUGCCGCAACAAACUUGCCUCAUUUGCAAUUCUGCAGAGACGGAGAAUUGCCGUAAAAAUGCCAGCGCGUUGAGCAGCAGCAUUUGUGGCUCAGCGGAGGCAUCCUCCUGCUAUGCCUGCGAGCAGCCAGAUGAUUGGACUGUCCAACGUGGCUGUGGUCAACCGCUUCCGUUGCUCAACUGUUACGAGUGCGCCGGCAGCGAUAAGAUCGCCUGCAAUGUGCUCGAUUUAACGCGUUGCUAUCACUGCAGCAGCUCCAAUUCACCCGGCUGUGCCAACUGGGAAAAACCCGGUGGGAUUUCUAUUGAGGAGUGUGCGCAACCAGCUGCGCCGUGCCUGGUACUUAGCCAUGUCAAUGGCACCACGCAGCGUGGCUGCCAGCGACCCGACUUCAAUUGCAAUCUCUCAACGGUGGCCAAUUGUCGCAGCUGCGAGGGCAGUUUCUGCAACAAGGGCGCGUUUCCCGAGCACAGAUUGUGGUGUCAUCAGUGCCAGAAUUGCGAUCAUGUCGAGAGUCGUGGCCAGAAUGCGUUUCCCUGCAGUGUGGCGGCCAAUGAGCCGACGGAUGAAUUGGCCGCCUGUCUGGAGUUCUACGAUGAGACCAGCGGGCAGGUGGUGCGCGGCUGUCGUUCCAAUGGGCAACUCUACUACGAGUGCCUGCUGCGCAGUCCCAAGAAAGCCGGCUGUCGCCUGUGUGGCAAACAUGGUUGCAAUGCCACGCCUGGGGCACAUUUGCGCAGCAUGCUGCUGGCGGAGGAGCAGCAGCGUGGAGAACUCUAGGAAGCAUCUUGAUUUGUCAUUUAAUCACAAUAAUAUUUGAAACACUGAUUAAUUUUAGAGAAUAUUGAAAAACUCUGCUGCCAAGCUUAAUAAUUUCUAUUGACAAAAUUCAAAUAUUCUCCCACAAAAUUCUCUUUAGUUCACUAAAUUCUAGAAUGCAGCGCAUUUUAGUUUUUUUUAACUCUCUCUUCCUACUUCAAAUAUUGUAUUACUAUACAUUGUAAUUGUAAUUAAAAUGUUGAUUGAUUUAAAUAUAUAAGGAAUAUACAUUUAUUGCAGAAUAGCUUAAGAAUAUGGGAAUUCAGCAAUUA
Molecule: messenger RNA, 1968 nt
Organism: Drosophila grimshawi
Lineage: Eukaryota; Metazoa; Arthropoda; Insecta; Diptera; Drosophilidae
Exons: 3
Coding region: 86-1657 (523 amino acids)
Source: RefSeq, a predicted model, not a curated record